GCAAGAAAUCAAAUUUAAGGCGAAGCGAUUGAUCAUUUCGUCCGUAAGUUUUUCUUUUUCUACGUUUGGGCAACAACUUUCAACAUUUGUGACAAUAAUGGUUCUAAUAUGGACUGAUAAGUCCAAACUCACACCUUACCAUCUGAUCACAAUGAUGUUGCUCUUUGCAAAUAUCAACGAUGUAGUUCUUUUCGAAAUCCCAAAGUCAAUACAUUUUACUACGAACAUAAUUACGGCGCUUACUCGGAUACAGCGUUUCUUGGAAAGCUAUGAUUUCCUGGAUGUCACGACCGAUAAGGAUCGAGUUCCUACAAGUGACCAAUCAGAAUGUGUUGAAAAGUCAACUGAAGAGAUGAAAGCUUCGGUGAAUGUAAGCUGUACUCCUCACGUCUGGCUAGAUAAUGUGUCAUGUAAUUUACCCGCAUCAGGUGUUUCAAAUCCUCGAGAAAACAAUGUAUUAAUGUUAAACGACAUUUCUUUCAAGAUAUCAUCAAAGGGAUUGGUUAUUAUCACUGGUUCUGUCGGUAGUGGAAAGACGUCACUGCUCGCAAGCAUUCUUAAUAAGGAACUUCGUGUUACCGAGGGAACAAUAAAGCGUUUUGGAAACAUCGCCUAUGUCUCAGAUAAACCUUGGGUAUUUCCAGGAACGAUUCGUCAGAAUAUAUUAUUCGGUUCAGCCUAUGAUGAAAAGUGGUAUUUAGAAAUUGUCAAAGCUUGUCAGUUGGAAAAAGAUUUUAAGGGAUUCCCGGAACUGGACUUGUCUCGUAUUGGCGAACACGGUGCGACAUUGAGUGGUGGACAGCGGGCACGUCUAGCCCUUGCGCGCGCGGUUUAUUCACGGGCAGAUAUAUAUCUAAUGGAUGAUCCUUUAAGUUCUUUAGAUGCCAAAGUCGCAGAAAAUGUUUUUAAGAAUGUUUUAAAAAGAAUGUUAUCAGAACGGAUUGUGUUCUUAGUCACGCACAAACAUUUCAAUGAAGCUGACUACAUCAUAAUUUUGGAUAAAGGUAAGAAGCUUCAGUAA
Messenger RNA from Paramuricea clavata, 1021 nucleotides. The record is from the annotation of a GenBank genome assembly. Lineage: Eukaryota; Metazoa; Cnidaria; Anthozoa; Malacalcyonacea; Plexauridae.